This is a messenger RNA of Telopea speciosissima, 1923 nucleotides long. RefSeq names its product pyruvate kinase isozyme A, chloroplastic. Gene Ontology annotation, molecular function: magnesium ion binding; potassium ion binding; pyruvate kinase activity. The record is from RefSeq and is a predicted model, not a curated record. Gene Ontology annotation, cellular component: chloroplast stroma; cytoplasm. Gene Ontology annotation, biological process: glycolytic process. The coding region runs from base 50 to 1792 and encodes 580 amino acids. Lineage: Eukaryota; Viridiplantae; Streptophyta; Magnoliopsida; Proteales; Proteaceae. The transcript has 8 exons.
AGAGGAAGAGGAAGAAGAGAGAAAGACGAAAUACUGAGCCAAUUCGACAAUGGCGCAAGCUCUUCAUCUCUUAGUGUCUUCACCAUCGUCGACUCGGACCUUAUCGAAUCUAUCUUUCUCGAGACAGACUUCCUCUUUUACAUCUUAUCCUAAGCGUCGGAUCUCUUUCAAUGUCGUGCGGAGAUCCAUAUCGGCUGUAUCCUCAGAUCUUGAAUCAUCGUCGUCAGCUAGGGUUUUGGUCUCUGAUAAUGGUAAGGGAGGUGUUUUGUCAGCUGAUUCGAGCUCCAUCGAGGUUGAUGCGGUGACGGAGGCCGAACUUAAGGAGAAUGGAUUCCGUAGUACGAGGAGGACGAAGCUCGUCUGCACAAUCGGCCCCGCCACCUGCGGGUUCGAGCAGCUGGAGGCACUUGCCGUGGGAGGAAUGAACGUCGCUCGGAUCAACAUGUGCCAUGGCACUCGAGAGUGGCAUCGUGGUGUGAUCCAAAGUGUGCGGAGACUCAACGAAGAGAAAGGCUAUGCUGUUGCAAUCAUGAUGGAUACGGAAGGGAGUGAGAUUCACAUGGGGGAUCUUGGUGGUGCACCGUCCGCCAAGGCUGAGGAUGGUGAGAUCUGGACAUUUAGUGUUCGAGCUUUUGACUCAACUCUUCCAGUCCCAGAACGUACCAUCAAUGUAAACUAUGAUGGUUUUGCUGAAGAUGUGAAAGUGGGAGAUGAACUUCUUGUGGAUGGGGGAAUGGUGAGGUUUGAGGUGAUUGAGAAGAUUGGACCCGAUGUCAAGUGCCGCUGUACUGAUCCGGGGUUGUUGUUACCACGGGCUAAUUUGACAUUCUGGCGUGAUGGAAGUUUGGUUCGAGAACGUAAUGCAAUGCUCCCCACAAUUUCUCCCAAGGAUUGGCUGGACAUCGAUUUCGGGAUUGCAGAGCGUGUGGAUUUUAUUGCAAUUUCCUUUGUCAAGUCUGCAGAAGUUAUUAAUCAUCUUAAGAGCUACAUAGCUGCACGAUCACGUGACAGUGAUAUUGCUGUCAUUGCAAAGAUAGAGAGUAUAGAUUCUUUGAAGAACUUGGAAGAGAUUAUUCAGGCAUCAGAUGGAGCAAUGGUGGCUAGAGGAGAUUUGGGUGCUCAGAUCCCUUUGGAGCAAGUCCCUGCGGCCCAGCAGAGGAUUGUUCAAGUGUGCAGGGAGAUAAAUAGGCCUGUCAUUGUUGCUUCUCAGCUGCUUGAGUCCAUGAUUGAAUACCCUACGCCUACCAGAGCCGAAGUUGCUGAUGUUUCUGAAGCGGUUAGGCAGCGGGCAGAUGCUCUGAUGCUUUCUGGUGAGUCAGCCAUGGGUCAAUUUCCAGAGAAGGCAUUAACUGUGCUUAGAAGUGUCAGCCUGAGAAUAGAGAGGUGGUGGAGGGAGGAGAAACACCAUGAAGCUAUGGAACUCCCAGACACUGCUUCUUCGAUCUCAGACAGUAUUUCAGAGGAGAUCUGCAACUCUGCUGCCAAGAUGGCCAACAAUUUGGAGGUGGAUGCCCUUUUUGUUUACACAAAGACUGGACACAUGGCAUCUCUUCUUUCACGCUGCCGUCCUGACUGCCCAAUCUUUGCUUUCACUACCACCACAUCUGUGCGGAGGCGUCUGAACCUACAGUGGGGCCUAAUACCCUUUCGCCUGAGCUUCUCUGAUGACAUGGAGAGCAACCUUAAUAGAACAUUCUCUUUGCUGAAGGCCAGGGGGAUGAUUCAGUCUGGUGACCUUGUCAUUGCCGUCUCGGAUAUGUUACAGUCUAUUCAAGUGAUGAAUGUUCCCUGAAUGUGUUGUUCUUUACUGUAGUGCUUUCAGUUUUUCAGGAUAAUUUUAUUUGAAAUUAUCUGCUAUUAUUUUCUAAUUAUCUCUAGUUAGGAACUUAUUAAUGUCAGCAAUCAACUAAGUAUAGUUCAGCA